Messenger RNA from Quercus lobata, 1047 nucleotides. RefSeq lists its product as uncharacterized. The transcript has a single exon. Lineage: Eukaryota; Viridiplantae; Streptophyta; Magnoliopsida; Fagales; Fagaceae. Gene Ontology annotation, molecular function: catalytic activity. The record is from RefSeq and is a predicted model, not a curated record. Bases 1 to 1047 code for a protein of 348 amino acids.
AUGAAUUACAUCAUUUGGAAUAGCAGGGGUGCAUUAAAACCCAAUUUUCAAAGUCAUGUGAAGGAGUUGGCUCGUGUUCAUGAUCCGGCGGUUUUUGUGGUUAUGGAAACUCAUUUGGGAGAGGAGAGAGCAAAAGGCAUUACAGAUAGAUUGCCUUUUGAUGGAGCGAUUCAUACGGAUAUGAUUGGCCGUACGGGGGGAUUAUGGCUUCUUUGGAAUUCAGACAAAGUAGAAGUUACUCUUAUGGAAAAAACAGAGCAGGAAAUUCAUGUUACCAUUAAGGUACGUAAUUCCAAUCUGUCUUGGUUAUUUUCAACUAUCUAUGCUAGUCCUAAGUUUGCUGAAAGGUCUAUUCUGUGGAAUAAUCUAAUAAAUGUUGCGGAGUUGCAUAGCAUGCCUUGGGUUAUUGCAGGGGAUUUUAAUGAGCCUCUCUCUAGUGCUGAUAAGUUAGGAGGAAGAGAUGUCAGCAUCAGGAGGUCUCUCCUUCUAAAGGACUAUCUGGACAGAUGUAAUAUGAUAGACCUAGGGCUCUCAGGUUCUAGGUUUACUUGGGCCAAUCGUAAAGAUGCCCACAUUCUCAUCCAAGAAAGAAUAGAUAGAUUUUUUGUAAAUUCUAGUUGGUGCACUCUCUACCCUGAAGCUAAGGUUACCCACCUAACUCGCUGUCACUCAGACCACUGUUCGGUUCUUCUGGAAACCAGGCCUUCUGAGUGGUCCAAACCUAAUAUGUCAUUCAAGUUCCAGAGCUUCUGGCUUUCUGACCCCUCCUUCCCUAGGGUUGUCCAGCAAGCUUGGAGUCAAGGCCUUCACCUUCAAGAUGCUAUUGCUAAAUUUUUGCAGGAUGCCUCAGAAUGGAAUAAAGUCCAUUUUGGUAAUAUCUUUGCAAAAAAGAGAAGGAUUAUGGCCAAGUUGGAUGGAAUUCAGAGAAGUUUAGCUAUUAGGCCGUCUCAAAAUCUUGUUAUGUUGGAAAGGCAUCUCCAUGUUGAGCUGGCUUGUGUUCUCAGCCAAGAAGAGGAACUUUGGGCUUUGAAAUCUAGAGUGAACUAG